UAAUGACCCCUCUUUCGCCGUACAGAGGAAGUCAAGGGAGGCCAUCUGAACCAAAACAGACCUACUUUGCAAGACCCUGAUUGGAGUGCUUUGGUAGAUCAUUUGUGAACGCUCAGUUGUUUGCCACAAAGACAGCAUGGUGCAAGAUCGGGUUAAAAAUGCAAAACAAAAAAAACCAAGCAAUAAGCAAAAAAAGAAACACAACGGCGAACGCAUUCGAAAUUCGAGGCUGAACAUGUUCGAUUCUGUACGGUCAGUUUCAAGCGCUUCGCUUUCGCAUGUUGAAAGUUCUUCUGGUGGCGAUGAAACAGGUAAGUGGAAUUAUUUCUAUUCUUGAAGAACAUAUUCUUCAUUAUGACUGAGAAUCUACUGUUAAUGAUCGCCAUGUGAAAUCUUCCAACGUAGGAUAUUUGUAAUUGUGUAUGCUCAGCGAGUCUAAGAAACUUUUCUUACUUUAUUUAAUUGAAAAUUUUGAAUCGUAGAAUUUGACGUCGAUGAAGAAUUGCCAGACGAUGAAGAAAUCGAGCGAAGAUUUUCCCAUUUAUUGGUAAGAUCAUGAUUUGAAAGUUUUUAAAUUUUAAUUGUUCCUACAAGGAAUUCAAUGAGUCAGGCUGCUGUGUAUUUUUAUGGGCCGCCAGGAUAUAAACAAACCAUGAUUACAAAGCUAAAUUUUACUUUCUUCAAUCUGUUUUGCACAUAGGAAAAGAUGACUCUUCCUCCGGAAAGAGCGGCAGAGCUCUCUAAAAGCCCAAAGGCUAACAAAUGGAAAAUGAUAAAAGCGAAGGCAAGUUUGUUGUCGUGACGGACACAGCUAUCGAUGUACUUGACAGCCUUGUUGCAGUCGAGAGUUCUUUGUGUCAAAGUAUUUGACCGGGUAUUUGAAUGGAGCUGAGUUUUAAAAUAAAUUAACCUAGUAUAUUUGGGGAUGUAUGUUAGAAAACGUUGCAAAGAUUGUAGAAUAUUCGUAUUAAUUUUUCUCCCACGUAGGAGAGCUCUUUCGUAUCAAUAGCAACUACGUCAAUGAAGGGACAUUCACAUUGAUGAGUGUCUAACAUUAAUUUUUAAUUAAUCCCUUGUCACUUGAAAGAAUGACCUUACAAUAGAGUUGAUUCCUUGCAUUAUUUAACGACUUCUUUCCCACGGCCACAAGAUCCCACAUUUGAAUUUAAAAGUCAAAGUUGUAGAGUUUUAAUCUAACAAAAAUGCCUUGAAUGCACUGAAUGCACGGAGAUUAGACUUACAGUACACGAAACUAAAACCUAAGUGGAGUGAAAGUUUCUAUUUAUAGCCUGUGAAAAUUUUGACAAUUAGCAUGUCUGCAGGUGGGAACUAAUGAAACAGCCCAAAACAAACUCUUCAAGUUAUUCAGUCUAGAAAGAACAGGUUGACACCAAGACGACCUCUCACCAUCUUGUUAUUUAUUUUCUACUUUAAAUUUUUUUUUUGGAAAAAUUUUCUGGGGUCACCUGAAACUGACGUUGAAGUUACAGUUUUUUUCUAUCCUUUAAACCUUUUUUUGAACGUGGUUUGUGGUUAUUUCAAGGAAGGAAUUUGGAUACUUGUUUGUUAUUUUUGAUGAACCUCAAAUGGAUAACUCUGCUCAAACUUUAGAGGCAGUUGCUUCUGAAUUUGUCAAUUCUAACUCUGAGAACUCUGGGGCAAACCCUGAAAAGGCUGAAGAUGUUAGUAUUGAGCUUAGAAUAAUCAUUCUACAAGCAGCUUGAAUUCAAUUCGUAGACUGUGAAUACUUCAGUAGGAUAAUAACUUGCACUGAAUUUUGUACGGGCUCACUGUUUAUAACAAAAAUUCACUCAUACUAUCUACAGCACAAUAUAAAUGGGACCUGUGAUUACUUGACACAGUGUUUAUUUUGCUGUUCAUAGCAUGGUUCAGAUUGAGCUAAGUAUCAGAAACAAAAUCUUUUCAAAAGCUGUGGUCUGGUUACAGAUAGAACCCCAAUUCAGGCUGAUCUAAACGGAUGUUCAAGUAUUUUAAAAUUUGCCAUCAUUUUUCAAAAUUAGAUAAUUAUGUUUCUUUCGUCACGACAAGGACAAAACCGAGUAAUGCUUUUCAUUUGUAAAUGGCUCAAUUAAGUUUCACAUAAAUGCAAGGUUAAAAUAGAAGUUAUGUCGGUUUAAUUUGUAGUGCUUGAGACUGGGUCAGGUAUUUUUGGUCAUCUAAAAUCAAUCAUAGAGAUCUCAAUUAAGUAAUGUCAGCCUUAUUAUUGAUAAGCUAAUAAGCUUUUUAUAAAUAGCUAUUUCCAACCUUUUUAAAACCUUUCCAUGGAAAAGUGCCAAAUAAUAAUUAAUGAAACAGGAAACAAACUAAUAAUGAAAUAUUGCACCCUCAUAAAUGUCCAAACUUACAGCCAUGUAUAAUUUGUGACUUUUAUCUAUAGAUAAAAAAGUGAUAUUAAGAAUUAUCUGGAGGUAUUCAGAAGAAGCUGCUUGUGUUGUCACACGGCACUCAGUCUAGUUGCCAGCUUUCGUCCCAUGCACUGUUCAUCCAGAUAAAAGUUAAUUUCUAUAAGUUGUGUUAGUUAGUAAUAUUGGCAGACUUUCUAACAGUUUUGGGUAUGGUGCUAGUCCUUAAAUGACAUUGAAACUGUCUUUUUGACCUGACUGACCAAAAUAAAUUAUAUUAUUUAUUUGUAACAUUUUUAUAAUUUAUUUUUUUGGUCAAAAUGCCUGGCCCUAGAGAAAAAAAAGGGGUCUUUUUCUUACUUCUGUAUUAAAUAUUAUUGACUACAUAUUGGCCAGUCUGGAAUUUAUAGACACACUCAGGCAGCUAAGAAACUUUGCUUUUAGUAACUGUUGCUUUUAAUGUAAGCACAUAAUUUGGGUCAUGUACACCAUCCUCAGGUAUUGAGAGUCAAAGUGAAAUUCAGUUCUUUGGAGAGGCAUGACACCCUUUUAACCCUUUAAGCCCCAAGAGUGAUCAGCAUCAAAUUUCUCUUUGUAAUAACAAUGCUUUGUAAAACAGAGUGGUCAUGAGAAUGACGGACAUGAUCACACAAGAUGAAUUUGCUCGAUAUUUUAUCAACUUCUCCUCACUACUUCUGUAGGAAAUGAAUGGGGGCAACAAAUGAGAAUUCAAAUUUUGAUCUAAGGGUUUAAAGGGUUAACCCUUGAUCAAGUCUCAAGAGUAACCAACAUCAAUUUUCUGAGAACAAUAUUAAUACAAAAUCAAGAAAAAAGGUUAUGAGAAUUAAGAAAAGGAUCAUCCAAGUGAAAAUGCUUUGACCUUUAAAUAAAUUCUCUCAUUAGUUCUGCUUGAAGGAAAUAUAUUGGGAUCAGCAUGGAGAGUUUGUAUGUGGAUGUUGGGGCUUAAGGGUUUAAAAGGAAAAGAAAAUUAAUGUGAGACCCAAUCAGUGAUUUUGUCACAAAUAGUUAUGGUGAGUCCUGAGACUCAUCUUGUGAAAAAUCAUGAGUCCCUGGCCAUAACCAAUGAGUCCCAGUUGAAAAAAAACAAGGAUUCAUGCUUGGGCCUUUAUGUAACCAGACAGUUAAUCUGGAGACAGAUGGCAAAACUCUUCAUUACAGAAUACAGUUUACGGAAAUUAAUGCCAGCAUGGGCAAAAAUGAUUCCCUAUUUAAGGAUCUAGACCCUCAAAAAAACAGACCCUAUUUGGGGGGUGGGGACAUAACUAUCUGUCCCAUAUAUAUGGGUGGGAGCAUCCCGCAGGUACCUCCCCCUGGGGAAAGAGCUUGAUUACCAGUCUCUGUUUGGGAAAUGAGACUGCACUUCUCCCAGGAAAAGACAUUCUUCAGUCUCUGGGAGGAAAAAAACUGGACCCAAGAGAGUGGCAGACAUAAGCCUAAAGCAACAUUAGGUAUUUUCUUGUUGAAUCCUAUAUUACUCUGCCGAAAAUUUUCCUUGAGUGUGCAUGUAUGGUGGCUUUGAAGUAAUUUUUGAAAAGAGGUGCAUAUUAUGUGUAGAAUGUUAUGUCCUCUCUAAAUGAUAUUAAAGAUAUUUUGAAUAUGUUUGCAGGAAUUGAUGCAACCCAAGUAUUCAUCAGGCUUCUAUAUUGAACAGUUAAAAACCCACAGAGACAUCAACCUGAGCAAGUCUGCUGCUGCAGAAAGGAAAAGGCUCCUCAAAGGUUUGGAGCCUGUUGAGAUGAUACUUAGGUCAUUAGAAGUUGACCUUCGGACACAUCCAAAUACCACGUAAGCAUUUAGUGAAUGUUUGUUCAUGUGUGCAUCACAGAAAAGAAUUAUUAAAAUAUACAGUUGAACUUCCAUUUAGUGGCCACCUUUUAGGUGGCCAGUAAUCAAAUAACUGAAAUAAUAAUUGCAGAUAAACCUCUGUUAAUUUAAAGCAGCUACCCCCAUUAAGCAGCAGUGGCCACCUUCUCACCAUCCUGACAAUCAAGAACUUGAUAAUCUUAGUUGGGCUUUAUUUUGAGAAUAUGAUGACGGAAAAUACAGUCCUAGAUAUGUAAGGUCAUGAGUGAUUGUUGACCAGUAAUGCAGUUCCCUUUGCACAUUUGUUUCAAAAUAAAGUGAUAUUUCUUCUAAAGAUUAUGCUAACUAUAAAGACUUCUAUUAAUUAGCGACUUAAGACUAUUGAGCGACUAACCUAAGACCUAUUGAGCAACUAUCUUAAGACCUCUUUGGAGUGACUAACCCCCAUUAAGUGGCCACAAGAGAGAAUGAGCCACUUGCCGGAACCUUUAAGGAUCGCCGCUUAAUGGAGGUUCAUCUGCAGUUGACAUGUACCUUGUCAACAUCAAGACAAUAUUAUUAAGCCUUCCAGAAGGCUUAGUGCCGGAUUUGUGCAUGCACCUCUCUGCAAACAAUAUGGCCAAGGUUUUUUUUUUUCCUGAAGGUAUAGAAGGCCAUUUAUUUUAAACUGGCUUGAGUUUGACUUGUCAUUGGUUUCUUGCAUCCGGGCACCUAACAAUGGUUUCCUCCUAAAUACAUUGAAAACACUAGUAGGCUAUCCAGGGUACUUUUAGAUCUCUAGAAAUGCAUUCAAAACGAGGCUAUGAAAUUUGUAACUGUUUGGUCAUCCUUAUGGCAGCUUGAGUCUUUUUGAAAUUAGAAGGCUUUUGGUAUUAUAUUCCGGGAAAUUUGUUUUGUUGAGGGCAAUGCACAGACACGAUACUGAUAGUACAUUAAUUUUUAGAGCAGCCGUAGCAAAUAAAGAUUCACCCAUAACAUCUCCCCAAAACUUUAUACCGUCCUCUUUAACUUCCCAAUCUGAUCACCUGUAAAUCAAGUGAGCUCUGCUGUAACAGGUGUUAUUGGUUACAGCCCUUAAUGGUAGCUCUUCAUGCACGCAUAAUUUGGUGUAUGCAAUGUUUUUCUGUUAGCUGGCUGCGUGAGUUUGUAGAUGAUCCUUACAGAGGCCAUGUUGCACUGGUUGAAUUCCUUCAAUAUCUACAUUUACACCAACCAUCUCCGGAAGUUGAUGACGUUCCAAAGAAGAAAGGCAAACCCGAUGUCUUGUCCAGAGACUUUGUAAGUAUGGUUAAAUACCUUCAUUUAAACAAUGGACCCUUCCACAGUUUUUUUAAGUCUUAACAAAGCAGCAAGCAAAAUUCCAUUGACACUGUUGGGAAGAGCACAUUGCAAUAUUAAAAAACGUACCAAGUUUAAAAGUGAUGCCUCCAAAACGAGCAAAUCAUUGCUCCACAACGUCGCGACUCUGCAAAGCUAUACCUUCGUUAGUUUUCAACAUGAAAAGCACUUUCAAUCUUUGCAACUUCACUGACGGCGUUCUUUCCAGCCUUGUUUUUCGUUAACUGGUCCCAGUCGGAAGUUGAAAAAAAGCCAUGGAAGGGUAUAGGUGCCUGUGAGUGGACCAAGAUGCAGGGUGUACACUUACUGACCCGGCAAAGAUGUUCAGCAUGCUUCCUGAGCCCUUUCCCUAUUUUAAAACAAGAUCUGUGAUAUUUUUAUUCUACUUCAACCCUAAACUGCUGUUCUCAUGAGACUACUUGAUAAAAAUAAAAAAGCUAAAACAAUGGACCUACUUUGGAGCGUUUACUUUUCCUGCAACGUCAAAUUUAAUUGUUAAAUGUUUAUGUAGCAGAUUUUCAACCAGACUGAUGGUUUGUGUAAUAAUUAUGGUAAGCACCCUUGCCUCCCUGGAAUAUCCCUUUAAAAUCUGCAGUGUGUCAGAGGAUUCUUACACGCGGGCCUGUACAAAUGAAAGCAGAUGGCUGUAUUGGCAUGUUUUCAAGGGAAAGGAUGAAAGACUGUUCAUCAGGCAAACCAUUCCACAGCCUCACAUUACUGACGCUAAAAGACUUCAGAUUAGCUCAAAUUAAAUUCUUAGGGCAGAUUUUAUAAACCUAAACGUUCGUCCCUUUUUUCUUAUGUGGUACUGACUAAUUUUUUGUGAUUUUUCACUUUUAGGUUGAUGAGCAUUUGUGUCUCAUGUGUUUGAGAGUUUUAAUGAGAAACAAGGUAAUGGCAUUUAAAAUUUAAAAACAAAAGUAAAUAGAUAAAAAGAAUGAGAUCUAUGUCUUAUAGCCUAGCUAGUAACGGACAAAAAAACAACGAAAAACAACAACUAUGGACGUACUCCAGUGAAACCUCGAUAUAACGAAACUCUAUAUAACGAAGUCCUCGAUUUAACAAACGAUUUUCUUUACCCCAGUAACAGUAAAAUAUAUGGAAAAGAACCUCCAUAUAACGAAACCUCGUUAUAGCGAACAAAUUUUGCCAAUCCCUUGGCACUUCUUUAUAUCGAGGUUCCACUGAAUGAAAAGACCAAACAACUUUUAGUACGGUAUCCAUAUCAGCUCUGAGCUGGGAUGCCUUCUUCUUCUCUUCAGCCCUAAGUUGAAUUUCCUGACUUUUAGGCUAUGUACACACAAUACUACUGGAUAUCUUUUCGUGGCGCCACGAAAAGCUAUCCAGUUUUGUGUGAACGCCUGUCCAAUAUGUGACUCACCACUUUAGAGAUCGGCGCGUCGCAGCUUCGCUCGUCACAGAGAUGGCACUGCCACAACCGUUCUUGUGUUUGAACAGAAGCCUUAUCCGGUAUGAUUUUCGUGGCGCCACGAAAAGGUAUCUAGUAUAGUGUGAACGCCUAUCCGAUGUACAGCUCACCACUUUAGAGAUCGGCGCGGUGCAGCUUCUCUCCGUCACAGAAAUCGCGCCGCCACAACCGUUCUUGUGUGUGAACAGAAACCCUAUACGGUAUAUGAUUUUCGUGGCGAUGCAAAAGCUAUCGGGUAUCUGAGUUUGAACAUAGCCUUAACUAAUAUGCAACCACAAACGAGUGGGAAUUGACGCAAAAAAGGUGUGACAGAAAAGAGGUCAGUUUCUGGGCAGCAACGCCUGGGACAAUAGGCUAUUGUUUCAGUGAUUUUGUUACCCCUGCGUCCUGCGUCCCUGAUGCAUAAAAAUCCCCAAAGACGCAAAAUAAUAUCAUGGCAUGCUUCCCGAAGGACGCAAAUAUCGAUCGAUUGAUCUGAACAUGUGUAUCUGUGGUAGUUAUUGUGGCUGUUGUUCAACGAUGCGUAUUUCUUUUAGCCUUUGUUGUGCUUUAAAAUAGAAGGACUAUAUUUUAAUCUCAGUGUACUGUAAUACAGAGUUUUGGAGUCUGUGUUCAGGUUAGCUAUCUGGUUACAUUAAGGCCCAAGCAUUUUCUAUUUGGGACUGGUUAUUUUUUAACUGGGACUCAUUUGCUCUGGACUGGGACUCAUGUUGUUUCACAAGAUGAGUCCCAGGACUCACCAUAACUAUUUGCAACAAAAUCACUGUUGUUUUGAGGAAUCUGAUCGUGCACCAAAAAAAUACGUUUUCAUUGGCGUCGUCAUUGUUGUAGGGUAAGGACCUUAAUUUUAUCGGUGACUUGACUUGUGUGUAACCUUUUAUCCACAGUAUGGUUUUCAAUCAGUUAUGGGUGUUGAGGAAUCUCUCAAAGCUAUCAUUCUGUGUUUGAAAAUUGACAGUCUAAAAACUCAAGCGUUGGUAGUGAAGGUAAGUGCAUUCUUAACGAUUUACAGUUUUGGGGCGGGAAAAGUACUCUUCACAAUGCAUAAAGACUAUAUAAUGACACUGAAAGUAGCGGCAGUGCCUUAGGGAUUAUGUGACAAGCUUCUUUUCUGCCAAGUUGUAUUAAGAAUUUUAGGAGCAAUGUUAUUAUCAUCGUGAUAGUACUAAAAACUAGUUUUGUUUUAAGGAAUAAUUAUUAACUGAGCAUUUAUUAUGCCAGACAUUUUUCUGGUACCUUAUGAGUCAAUUUAACAAAGCUUUUACAAGUGCAAUAUACAAGUUUGGCUGUUGCUUUCAAACUCUGAUAUCCAUUUAGAGUCAUUUACGGUACUUUACCUUACCUUGCCUCCGGUUCGCGCUCCGUUGCGCAUAAGGUCUCCACAUAGUCACUUCAUCUUAAAAAGUGUGUCUGGUUUCAGUAAUGACAGAAACCUUAAAGAGCGAUAGAUUGUUUGUAGACCUGUUUUUCUCAAUAAUGCUUGCUUAAUAUCUUUCAUUUAGAUGCUAGCACAGGCCUGUAUGCAGUCUGAGUACUACGAUAAAGUUGUUGAUGCAGUGAGGUUUUACUCAAGAACGGCCAGAGAGGUGCGGCCGUUUGAAACUCUUGUGAAUUUGAUGUACCAGAGACCCAUUUCACCGCAGUUCCAGGUAAACGACGGUUGGGACAGAGCCAAGUUCAUUAUUUAUCAGCCUAUCCCCUAGGCGUUCUCUCUUGCCCCGUUGUCCGCGCGAAGUCUGGGGAAGAUAGGCAAGUUUCUCUCGGUGACGUCACAGCUAAGUUUUGACCGAGCCCAAAUCGCCUAGGGUCGAGAGUUGUACUGGGACAGAAAAACAAAGGUCUCCCAUCAUAAAAUGGUAAUUUCCUUUUCUUCUCUUGUCCCAGCAUUGGGGUUUUGCUUCACCUGAAUAUUAGGGACCUUACGAAACUACGACGGCGACGGCAACGGGAACGUCAAAAAGCACAACAACAACUCUGCACGUGCAUCACGCAUUUUUGUAAAUUGCUUUGCCGUGCCAGCGAAAGUGCGACGUGGAAUGACCACAUUCUAUGUUGACUUGAGAACGGGAACGGCAAGGCAAUAAAUUCUACCAUCGUUGUGUGAACUCCUGCGCUGUCCCCUCUCUUCAGCUGCAGCUAAAUUUCCUUCUUUGAAGUAACUUUGGAUAGGCGCGAAAAAGUUUGAAAGGCUGCUAAGUCUAUUUUUCAGUGACGUUUCAUUGGCGUCGCCGUUGUCGGAUUGCAAGGUCCCUAAUUUGACUAGCUGCAACUGGGCCAGGGUUUGCACGCACCUUGAAAGUCCUUGAGAAUUUCAAUUGGUGCUGGAAAGUACUUGAAUUUCUGUGCAUUCUAACGUUAUCCAACCCAGGCUGUUCUGAAGUGCCUUAAGGGAGCAAAUACAGGAAGACCUUCAGGAUUAAAUCUCUUUUGAUGUGAUGAUGUUGAAGAGCUAAAAAAGAGAGACUCAAGGCUCUUUUUUCACUGAAUAGAGUGCUUGAAAAGUGGUAUAUGUGUCCUUGAAAGUCCUUGAAUUUUUUGUUCAAAAAAGGGUACGAACGUUGGAGGGCCUAUUGCAUUCGUUUUCUCUUUCAGACGCUCUGCUUGAUUUUCUUCAACUCUCUAUUGAGUAUCACACCGACUUUUAACAAGAAAGUUUUUCAUCAGCAAGAGAUUGAAAAUGCAGGGUUUGAUGUGGAACGAACAGAAAGGGUAAGAUGGAAUGGUACUUCAAAGCCAUGUACAUACAGCAAGUGUGGCAAUUCCCAAGGGAAAAACGUAUUUGCUCGGAUUUUGGGUGCAGGACUUGACAAAUUUUCUGUUGAAAAUUCUUCUCCGUUAGCUAUAGAAGUGAUUUCAAACAACAGUGGACCAACGCUAGGGUGAUGUGUCGGGAGCUAAAAAUCUUGGAAAUCGCAGUCAACUUUUAUGUGACGUUGUCUAAUUGCCACGAAAAUUGUCGUCACGUGUUUUGGGCUACGAUGUUGGUCACAUGGAAUUUUUUUGGCCAGUUUUCUCCUGCACGCGAAAUAUAAGUUGUCUUUCCCUGUAGAAACCGCCUUAGUUAGACAAAGAGUGGUCUUUUUUUCUUUGUCCGUCGAGCGAAACGCGCGAGAGACGGGAGCGAAAAAAAAGAGACUGCUAGCCUGUGUACAGAUCCCCCCCCCCCUCACCUCAGGAAAAGUCGCAGAAAUCGAGUUUUCCUGAGGGGAGGAGGGGGUCUGUACACAGGCUAAGAGACUGCUUUGCGGUCUACGCCGUAAUAGGAAAAAAAACAAACAAACAAAAACUAGUCGGUGGUUUUCAGAGUGAAAUGCUCAUUUACUUUCCUGUUUUUGUUAUUGGUAAAUUGGGUAGGAUCAGUGCAUGUGUUUUGAAAGCCUGUGCUUAAUUCCUGGAUUGUUCUUUCCUUAAAAAUUGCGAGUCAUCUAGAGCUACCUACAUUCAGAAUUUCUCUUGUGUUCCAUCAGUCUCAUUCCAAAAAGUCCAAAAAUUAAAUCCAGUUUUUGUUCUUCUCUCCGGUUGCAGACCUUGGAAGGCCUGGAAGCAUCAUCAGUACGAGAUGCGUUGAAAACGUGGCAGGACAAUUAUGUUAAUGUUCAAGGGGUUAUGGAUGAAUUUGUUAGCCUUCGAGAGAGAACCAAGUACCUUCGAGAUGAGGUGAGGGUUUUUUCUUUUUUGCAUUGCAGUCCCUAACCAAAUAAAAAGAAUCAACCUCCAUGCACCGAAUUUCAGUCAAAACUCUUAGUUUCACGUGUUGUGGAGUUGAGGAGAAAGCAAUGUCCAUGUUGGUAUUCUACUAUGGCAUUUGCCCUUGUUUUCCUCGCUGCGCACUUUCAACCAAUCUUUGUGUCGUCUUUGUGUCGUUUUAUGCCAAAUGCUAGAAACAAAUUAAUACAGUGGAACCUCGUUCUCGUAGGAGAAUGACGACGGCUAUGAAUCUCUUUUUCCCGCUAAAAUAGCGCUUGUUCACGUGCGAGCACUACUCAGUAUUGAGAAAAUCUCGUACUCGUAGUCGUUCUCGUCCUCAAGUCUAAAGCUCCUUAUUAUGGCUCGUUGUACCACGAGUAAGUACUGCCAGGGGUCAGUUUAAUUAUAUUAAGGACCAUACACUUGAACCUAUUACUGUAAAUUCUCUAGACUGAUCUCUACACGUUUCCGUAAAGAAUAAGUUGAGAGAAUUUCAUAAUGAGAUAAUUGCAUUUUCCUUGGCCAGUUGGGUGAUCAUUUUAUAAUUUCUCAUAACCUUUCCUUUUGAUUAAGUAUUGAUAUGACAGUAAAACUCUGCGACUAAGAUUCUACAUUUUUCCAAGUUAGCAUUAACAGGUUCUUAGUACAUAAAUAGUAAUUAGCACCAAUUUAGGCUAUUUAGGCCCUUAAAUAGGUUCUUAUCUUCUGAAGAAAAAAUACGUGUUAGCUUAGAGUAUUUAGUGGUAUUUAGUGGUUUUCAGCUCAUUCCUCAGGGUAAAACCUGUGUACUGUCUAAUACUGAGUAUUGCAGUGGGAGUGAUAAGGCAUCUAUGUCUCCAAAGAGGAUCCUGAACGUUGACUUAUCUUAUUUGCCCAACUGUACAGAAUUUCUUUAUAGAUUUUAGAAAAUAAGAACCUGUUUCAAAUUUUACGCUGAACAGGUUCUUGUAUAGAUGUAUAGAGGGGGCCUAACUGGCAAAUUUUAACCUGACAGGUUCUUAGUCGUGGGUUUUUACUGUAUUGGGAGAAGCCUGAUGUUGGUCACUUUUAAGACUCAGAGUGUUAUUAUACCGCACAAACGUUAGGGUGCGUGUGUUAGAGUGCCUGCUCAAAAUAGUGACAAGAGCGUUUUCUUUGCCUCAAUAGGUUGAUCUUUUACAGACCAAACUUGAGGUAAGUCUGUUUUACCAUCCGUUUAAUAUUUAAACUAAGUUCUCUUAAGUCUUUAAAACGCGCCUUGUUACAACAACGGCAGUAGUCUUAAUAAGGCAAUUUUAAAACACAUUUCUCGUCGUCUUAUUUUACGAGACAUUUUUAUCCUUUCUCUUCAUUAUCAGGAGCUGGAAAAUGAGAACAUAAGACUUAAGAAAGCAAAUACAGAGGUAUGUAUUUUGACCAUCUAGUAAAACUGGAAUCUAUUAAUCCUUGAUGUAUCGAGAAUCGAAUUUCUAAAUCGGUGUGUUAAGGGGUGUUUGAGUUUCUUUCUUUUGUGCAAGCGUGCUUCUCUACUAGCCCUGAACACUUGAGGUUGUGUUUAAAUAUUCAAUUCUUUCAAUACAAACUGCGGUAUUUAAAUUUUUUCAGCUUGGGGAGCGAUCGGAGGAGUACAGACUAAGAUCCACAGAAUUACAGACAACUUUGGAAAAUGUUGUGGUAAGUUUUGUUCAUUUUCACUGUUUCCAUCGUUACGUGCAGUUGUUCGGCUUUAAAAAAAAAACAUUCCUUCUUGUGCUAAAAUUGCCCGGGAAUUGGCAUAUCCUUUGAAUAUGUUCUACGAAAAGGUUAGCUCAAGGAUGUUAUGAACUUGCAAUUAUUUUGAGUGAAAAAUAAAAGAAUCACAGUGGAACCUUGAUAUAACGAACGCCCAAGGGACUGGAAAAGUAAGUUCGCUAUUAACGAGGUCAGGUUUCGUCUUGGUGUCGAGGUUCUUUUCCUUACAUUUUACCAUUACUGCAACUUGGGCGAAGAAUAUCGUUCCUUAUACCUAUGACUUCAUUAUAUACAUGUAUAGAGGGUCCUUACAUCGUGGUUCUACUAUGUGCGGAUCUCGGAGAGUGCUAUCGUUAUCUUCCUCAGCAGCAACACCUUCCUUGUUCUGUACUCGGCUUCUUUCAAUAAUUGUUAAAUAUUGCAAAUGUAUUGCUUUCAAUUUAACAGUUAAUUUGAAGUUUUUUGCUGCUUAGAAACACGUCAAGCACGAAGCAGAUCAAGUUGAGAUCCCCCGUGAUCUCAUUACCAGUGUCACAGAAGCUGCAGCGGCAGUUGUAACACCCCCUGCCCCACCCCCACCGCCUCCGCCACCUGUCCCCCCACCAACACCAGAUGGUAUGUGUUUAUCAUAUUUGAUACAAUCAAUCACCUUCACUUCACAAACGAUGUUUUCGCUGCUGUGGCCUUCAUGGUUGCUAAAAAUCGUUACUGGAGUGCAAAAUGUAACGUCAAGAAUAUAAGAGGAUUUGGAUAAUUACUAGUAAAAGAAAGGAAGAAUUAGAAAGAAAGAAGCAAACGGAUAAUUUUUGCGGAUUCUUACGGGAAAAAAGAUUAGAGACACCAUAAGAAUAAAAGAAGUUAAGCGUUUUCUCAGUUUAUUUCGUUCAUCGUUUUCUAUGGGUGAUCUGUUUGCUUCUUUGUUUUCACCAUGUGUCCCAAGGAAAACUCUUCAACCCAUUCGCCCCUGGAAGAAAACGCGUUUUGAUGCUAGCUGAGCGGUUUUGGUCACUGUCUUGCUAAAAAGAACUAAAACUUACCACAAAAACCGUUUAUAGGUCGUACACUUUGCGGCCUUCUGAUCCAGAUGCAAAAUAUUAGCUUGCGACUUUCGGACAUGCGCAGAAAGCAAAAAGAUAGUUUUAGAGUUUAAAAGUGACCCAGCAGUCUUGACUUACUUUUCGCUUUCUCUCCUCCCCUCUUCUUUCGCUUUUCUUGCCUCAUUUUUUGUCGUUUGCUUGGCAUUUAGUAGGCUACAUUUUGGCGGGAAAUGUUUUUGGGAAAGCUUUUAAGAUCUUAGGACUGCCUAAAAGAAAAAGUAGGUGGGAAGUGGAACAAGAUUUUCAUGGAAAUUAUUAGGUCAAUGUUACGUGGUUUUUUGCCUGUUUCUCCGGCCUUCUCGACUUAAUCGAGCCCAUUUUGGUAUGGUUCGGAUAGAUCUCUUUACUCUGCACAAGUUAGCGGACAAAGCUGUCCUUGACCCUUAAAAAACGUAUGACGUCACAAGCGGUAGAAGGGACGUGGAUCUGCACGGGCAGUUAAGUGCGCUUCAUGGGCGAAAGGGUUAAGAAGAGUGCCUAUUAGAAUAUUGGCUUUUGAGCUAAAAUUUAUUUGUUUUCUUUUUCUUCUUAUUAUGUCGCUCAGUCAGCAUCAAUGAUGGAUGUUUUAUCAUUUACUAUUUCACAGGUCGUUUGAUUCCUCCCCCACCCCCUCCCCCUGAAAUUGGUAAGUUUAUGUAGUGAAUUUAUUUUAAUGUAUUUGGAUAAGUUUUCUUCUAACCAUUAAAAUUCUGAAAGUGAGUGACAUCUUGUAUAACAAUGGUUUCCUGUUAGCUCAUAAUUCCUAUGCUUUGCUAUAAGUGUUCGCUAAUUCAGUCAAAAGCGGCGCACAAGUGUCAGAUUACGGAAAAUUGUAAAGCAAGUCCGGUCCGAUUGAAACUACCCCAGAAGUACCUCUGACUUGAACCGAAAUUAGCCGUACCAUUUGAAAAACUGUCUUUUUACUGUUUUCAGUGGAAGUAAAUUAGUUAUCUUGCAAAAGUAGACUGCAGAAGGCAAUGGAUAAACGGUUCAACAAAUGGCACAGAAAUUGUACGGGCAUUUUCACUUCGCAAUCUGUCGUAUCUGAAUUAAUAGUUGAGGUUACACUAGACCUUUUCCCCAAAGCUCCUUUUGGGAAAAUAGCUUUUGUUGGGUUCGCUCUAGGUUUUUAACACUUUCAUGUUUGCGGUUACACAGCAAAAAAUUGCUCAAGGGGAAGAAAAGAACUUGAACCCGGUUUCUCGGGAAACGUCGUUGUACACAUUGAAGGCCGACAUAAAUCGCAAACGGUUCCGAACAUUUUUAAUUUUACCCUUUCUGCUAAAACUUCCUUAUCAAUCAAGCGUAGCAAGAGCGAUUCAGCCCUGCCCCCUUACUUUAUCAUAUGAAAUUAACGCUUUAUGAAAUUAACGCGAAUUUCAAUUUCUUUGGUUUGCCGCUUCUUUACAGGCAAGGUAAACUAUAUACAUGUAUAGUGACUAACACUAGUGUGCAACUGGCUUUUUCGGUCUUUUUGACGGAGCUCCACGCGCGAGAGGCUAGGGGCAACCGUUAAGUUUUUAUGAUCCUAUACUGAUCCAAAAGGUGAUAUAUUUUUAGAUGGGACUGCGUCGUUGAGGCGGCGAGUAGGUGCCAAUGGCGUACGUCUCCCCAUGCUCAACUGGACUCCUAUAUCAUCAAAGGCAGAUGCAAGCCUAUUCUUUCAGGUACGUCUUUUGAAGUGGAGUGACAAUGCUAGAUUUAGCUAGACUUAUAAGUCUCGCUGUAAUGUUGUUGAAAAAGGUAUUGAAAAGAAAUCAGAGCCAUUCUUCAUUCUUGACGAAAGAGCGAUGCCAUAACAAGCCCAAUCACAACCUUUUUUUGUUUUUUUUUGUAAUUUAAUCACUCUUAUUUCAAUUUCUUGCCUUACUAUAAUAACAUUAAUUUUUACAUACAUUACCGACAUUACAAUUUUUUAAAAAACAAUACACAAGUAACACACACGCACGCACAGCACACACGACACACAACGACAGUAUCAAUACUACUAAACCUUAACAAGUAUUUGUCGGCAUUUGUGUACCACCUGUCAAGAGUGCUUGCCAUUUCGAUAAAUGAAAAGACAUUUUAUUCUUCGAUUUGGCAAUGAUAGUUUCUAAAGCACAAUCACAACCUGGCUUGUUAGCUCACUUGCAAAAGUUGCGUCUAUAGCUGCGAAAGUAGAGUUAAAGUCUUUUUAUUUUACGUCAGCAGCUCGAAAUAGUCGUCACCUGACCAAACUAUAUGAGGCCACUCAUUUUAACCCCAUCUCUCUAUGCUCCGUUCUACCGGUAUUUAGCCACUCGGAAAGGAAAGAAGACGGUACAUGCAAGGAUUUGAGAACACACCCGGGAAUCAGGAACUUGGGACCUCUCGCUUAGAAGGCCGCGUACGAGUUAACUGUGCCAAUCCUUGCUUCUAAAACUGUCAUAUGCCCUGGGGAUGUUUGACUUCAUUAUAUGUGAUUUUACUCUUUUAAUGAUUGUCCGUUCUUGGUAGGACAUCCGUGAUGAAGACCUUAUGGAAUUACUAGACUUUAGAGAUUUUAACAAGAAAUUUGAGUUGAGAGCUAACGAAGCUUCAGAGGAUCUGAUCGCCAAGAAAGAACAAGGCAAGUACCACAGCACUUAACGAGUAUUUAAUGUGUGCAGUGCGAUGAAUAUUCAUUGAAUUGCGCUUCUAGUUGAAAUACCGAGAGACAGGCAGCACACUGUCGGGGGUGCAUGGGGGUGGCAUUCUGAGUUUGGUACUGGUUAGCAGUCAAAUAUUCAAACCAAGCGACCAUGGAUAAAGUAGUUGCAUUAUCAGUUUGUGACAACACCUGCCUGGAGAAAAUUGGGGCUUUUUCUCGUAAAAUGGAACGCCGCUUUUUGUGUGGUAGCAUCGCGGCUAAUGGUUAGCUACAGUGCAAACAAACAAACCUAAAAAAGUAAAACCUAUCACUUCAUUUUAAAAGGUAAGUGCAGCUGUUUAGCCAUCCUCUUUCUGUGCCGCCGGUGGUAAAUCACUAUUACUCUUACGGGCAAGUGAAAAGUUUUCCAUGGCUGUCACUAAGAUUUCAAGUUGCCGGGUAAAUACAACAAGUAGGCGGGCAAUCAAACAGCUAGGGAUUUCUUUUGGUUCUCUUUUUCUUCUAUUUUCCAAUGAAGGUAGCCGGGGAAAUCCCCGGCAACCGGCUCCUAAUGACAGCCCUGGAAAAGAAUUUCCUCUCGACUAUGAACAAUGUAUAAUUAACGGAUGUCUUGUUUUUCUAUCUUAGCCGUAAAGCGAGCCGCAGAACAGAUCACAGUUAUCGAACCAAAGAGGGCGAGAAAUCUUGGUAAGAAAGUUGCGUAGAAUAUGUAGGGUUUAUAUUUUAGAUGGGAAGAGAACGGAAUGUACACGUAUUAUGAAGGAGUGGUUUGUUUUACUGUUCACAGUCCCCUAUUUUUCCGUAAGAUCGUCAGGAUAGAGCACCUUCCUUUACAGCGGCCAUCUUGCUUUCAGAUGUACCGAGUCUAGCCUUGGGAUGAUAAAUCUAUCGCCUUCCUCCCCCCCCCUCCCAUCCCGCCCCCCCCCCCCCACCCCACACCCCCCCCCCCCCCCCACCGCCCCCCCGCCCACGCUCCCGCACCGCGACGCCGCCCGACACGCUCCCAACCACUUUUUAUUUUUGAUGUGGAGAGAAAGGGACGGACACCGGUGUUGGAGGGGGGGUUUUUUUUUGCGUUCCCCGUCCCCCUCUUGCUCCGAAGAGCGGCAGGGUAGGGCACCCGUCCGUACCGCGGGCCCCUUGCUUUCCACGGGACCGGGGCCCAGCGUGGGGUGAGAAAACCAUCCCCCCCCCCCCCCCCCCCCCCCCCCCCCCCCCAUCGCUAUAAACCCCGGGCGCCGCGGCGCCCCCUCGGUACGUAUGGAACCAAAAUAGGCGCCCAUAACUGCAAAUGCACAGCCAAACUAUACCGUCGUCUGAUAGUUAUAGGGCAACAUCAAGCGGUCAAAACAAGACAAGACAAUGCUUUAUUUGGACAAGCAAGUCAUGAAAGGGACAAACGAGGAAUUAAGCUAUCAAUAAGUAGUCAUUUUCAUUACAGACUUAGAAUUUACAGUUACCCUCGUUUUUAAAAAGCCUAUAGUGAUACUCACGAGUACGUCAACUAUUGAUAUUAAUGUGCCAACCAGUGAAACGCGAAUUGGUUCUUCAAUGAAACAAAAAGAUUCUAUUGCUUCAUUCGUUCACAAAUUUUCACAACAAAAACGAUGUUUGGAAACAGUGAUGUCUCCUAUUGAUUUUACAAGUGCUUCGUUUUCUUGUCACUCAGUGAUCGCCCGUCGCCGCAUCCAACACUCCACAGAAGCAAUAGGAUCACUGAUCGACCAGUGUGACUUGGUUGAACUGCCACCAGAGCACGCAGAAUUACUACUUAAAUUUGUACCCACGAAGGAAGAGGUGAGUACAAAAUACUACACAGUUCCACAGAGAGAACGGUUUAGACCCUUUUACGGUCUUUUUCAUGUUUUUAUAAAGACCAGCUGACGAACAUCCGUUGACACCACUGGAAACAGUCUCUUAAAACUAGGAAAAUUUCAAAGUUGAAGGCGAUACGUUAAAAGCGAGCGAACAUGUUGCUACACAGAGUCGCGAAAUUUUACAGACUCGCACAUGCGUGUCUGCCUUGCCGAGAGCGCGCGCUCUCAUUUUUUUGGCAUUUUCCCCGACUGACACAGAAAAUCUUGCGGCGCAUGCUAACUAGACCUUGUCAUCCUCUGUAAGGUUUCUGGAAAAUGUUUCCGUCAAUUUUUUUUAACCAGUUUGCUUUUUUUGUGUGUGUGUCUCGUUUUUUUUUUGAUAUGUGAAACUUGUGCUUUCAGCUUGCAGGUCUUGCUCAACACGCCCAUGAGUUUCAUAAGCUGGCUGAGGCCGAGCAGUUCUUAUUUGAGGUAAGGAGAAAAAAGGUUACUUAAGGUGACUCGACCCAGUUUUUUUGGGGGGGUACCAUCCUACUUUGAAGCUCUCUGGUAUCCCCACUUUUACUUUUAUCGUAAGUCUAACAAAUAGAAUGGAUAACAUAUAGAUCAAUCUACAAUAUAACAUAAAAUUUUUGGCGAUCGGAGUAAAUGUCACGUGGUUAUAAUGCCACGCCCCUUUGAGGUCUGAGUCGAAAAUCUGCUGUUGCCGGCAUUUUUUCGUGAAAAUCUCUCGGCUACACAUAGUGCGCAUUAGUGCCUUGCGCUGAACAGAGUUUCACCAAAAUCGCAAAGACCCAAUUCGAGAAAUUCAGCGGUUUCCAAAUUUAGGUCAUAAUUUAUGCGAAAAUGAUAAGCAAACUUUACACGGAUUAUAUCUAAUAAACUAUGAGAUUCAUCUCUUUAUUUUGGGCAUCGUUAUAACAGAUGGGUCCUUGCAAGUCAGCAAAACGCUUUAGGGCCUUGUAAAUGCGCGCGAUUUCGAGCAAAGCAAACAUAUAGAAAUUAUAGUUUUCGCUAUUUGUUGACGUUUGUCAGCGUUUAAGAGUCCUUCUCACGAAAAAAGCAUUUUCUUAAAAAUUCGUAGUUUUUUUUCCUUCAAAUUUUUUCAGGGCCACAAUUGAUUAACUAACUACCCGGACUCUGAAUUUCAUGGUCAUUGAAAAACUGUGACAUUAUCUUCUAUAAGCCCAAACUUGAGUAAACAUUGAAGAUUUUUAGCGUUUUGGCUGAGUUUGUGCUUUGGGAGUUGUCUAUUGUUUCUAGUCUGUCAUUAUACAGCAUUCUUGUUCAGCACGCGUGCAAUGACCGCGCUUGGCUGACUUCCGAAUGCUCACCGAGAUAUAAUAAUUUUGGUACAGUGAGACAGGCCAUCGCGUGAUACAUAGAGGUUUAAGUCACAAUUUUUAAUCAAUUCUCGUGCUUCUUGUGCCUUUGCAAAAAAAUCAAGAAGUGCUACACACUAAAUCUACUUACUAUUAAAAAAAUAUCAUUUUUUCAUAGGUUUAAUGCAAGCCAAUAAUUAAACCAACUCGUGACGGGAAUAUCUCGGUGAGCAUUCGGAAGUCAGCCAAGCGUGGUCAUUGCACGCGUGCUGAACAAGAAUGCUGUAUAAUGACAGACUAGAAACAAUAGACAACUCCCAAAGCACAAACUCAGCCAAAACGCUAAAAAUCUUCAAUGUUUACUCAAGUUUGGGCUUAUAGAAGAUAAUGUCACAGUUUUUCAAUGACCAUGAAAUUCAGAGUCCGGGUAGUUAGUUAAUCAAUUGUGGCCCUGAAAAAAUUUGAAGGAAAAAAAACUACGAAUUUUUAAGAAAAUGCUUUUUUCGUGAGAAGGACUCUUAAACGCUGACAAACGUCAACAAAUAGCGAAAACUAUAAUUUCUAUAUGUUUGCUUUGCUCGAAAUCGCGCGCAUUUACAAGGCCCUAAAGCGUUUUGCUGACUUGCAAGGACCCAUCUGUUAUAACGAUGCCCAAAAUAAAGAGAUGAAUCUCAUAGUUUAUUAGAUAUAAUCCGUGUAAAGUUUGCUUAUCAUUUUCGCAUAAAUUAUGACCUAAAUUUGGAAACCGCUGAAUUUCUCGAAUUGGGUCUUUGCGAUUUUGGUGAAACUCUGUUCAGCGCAAGGCACUAAUGCGCACUAUGUGUAGCCGAGAGAUUUUCACGAAAAAAUGCCGACAACAGCAGAUUUUCGACUCAGACCUCAAAGGGGCGUGGCAUUAUAACCACGUGACAUUUACUCCGAUCGCCAAAAUUUUUAUGUUAUAUUAUAUUAAUUUUUAUGUUAUAUUUGUUAGACUUACGAUAAAAGUAAAAGUGGGGAUACCAGAGAGCUUCAAAGUAGGAUGGUACCCCCCAAAAAAAACUGGGUCGAGUCACCUUAAGGUGGUGUCUUUUCGUUUUGUCUGCAUAGUCUACACGUAAGUGCCCAUUGUAUUCCUUCGCCGAGGAGCCAACAACUCAGAGCGAACAUCUCCCAUUUUUAUUUUUAUUAUUUUUAUUUUUUUCAUUUACAUUCAUUUAUUCAAACAGCAAAAAUUACAAAAUAUACUCAAAAAGAAAAGUGCAAAAUUAAUAUUACAAUCGCACCAAACUACAGUACUUUUUGAAAAGGCUACGAGAAAAAAAAAUUGAAACGGAAAUUGUUAUAAGUCAUAUAAAUAUUCUGUGAUAUUAGACCGUUCAUUGCUGGCGAGCCUUAUGCGAGCCAGCACACUAUUUUCUACAAUACAGGGGCACCCAACGAGAAUAUAGUUCAAAACCACUUAAACGCGAAGAACGAGGUUUCGUAUGUCGAGGUUCUUUUUCAUAUAUUUCACUAUUAUCGGGACAAAGAAAAUCGUUCGUUAUACCGAGGACUUCAUUGUAUAGGGGUUCGUUCGAGGUUCGACUGUACCUAACACCUAAAAAUAUCUUGUCUUCCUCGCGAUUCCUCACUUAUCCGUUCGUGACCUCGAUGAAAUUAUUUCAAUAGGCAAAUAAAGAAAUCUAAAAAAUAUAAACAAGUAAUUUAUAAAAUCCCAGGCCUCGUUAAUCAUUUGCUUGCACUCUCGAAAUUUACUCGAAGGGCUUUCCCCCUGUAUACAUCACAAACAAACCAGGUUAUACACAGAAAUAACAUAUUUCUCUUUUAAAAAGGCUUACCCACCCUAAUUUCCAGGUGUCACUUUUCAUUUUCUUCACUUUAUUUAUUUUCAAACUGUAUUCUCCAUAUUGUCUUCUAGCUCAGAUGCCAGCACUUACUUUCAAAAUAAAAUUCCUAGUUAAUUAAUUAUUCUCUCGGAAUUUCGAAUUCUGUUCAAACGUGAAGAGUUCAACAUCCAACUGAUCUUAGACUUAAACUCAUCAGAAACAAUUCAUUUGAUGUUAACUUGUUUGUUUUCAAACAAAACAGUCAAAUCGAUUUUUCUGACAUGACAACUUCCAAUGGGAUUUUAAAUUUUUCUGUCAUCAGAAGAGUAAUUAACUUGUUGGUAGCACGAGGGAACGUCUCUCAUACUUGAACCAUAUUACGGUGUUCAGACCAGUUUUUUUUAGACACUUUAGAGUACUUUUUUGCGCAGAAAAGGUUGCGUCAAUGGGGACACGACCGAGCGGGCAAAACUUGUCAAGUAAAGGUUACUCGAGCAUAAAACAACUGUCUUUCCCUCCAAAAACAGAUUGCCAAGGUGGAGAGAUAUGAGACUAAGCUGAGUGUCAUGGCGUUCAUUGGUGUGUUCGAUGAAUUGAUGAGGACUGUCGUGCCGGUAAGUUGUUUUUAUUGUUAGAGCAUUUUGAGUUAUUAAAUUAAUGUCGUAAAGCAAAAGCAAAAUGUAAAGUAACAAUAAUCAUUACGAUAUAAACGAUAAUAUAUAACAAUUAUUCACCGAAGUGGAGGUGGCUAGUCGUGAAUAUUUACCGAACUGCGAAGCAGUGAGGUAAAUAUCCACGACUAGCCACCGACACUGAGGUGAAUAAUUGUUUUAGUAUAUACUAAAACAGUGAGAUAAUUGAGCACAAAAAUGGUGAUUUUUAACUCAAAUACUGUUGCCAACGCUUACAAUUUUGGCGCGUAAUGACCUGGCGGCCGCGGCCGUCGCUUUUUCCGCUUUUUCUUGCCGACAAUUAAAACUUUUGAAGGCAUUGGUUUAGCUCUUGCGGGGAAAUUUCUUCAAAAGGAGUUGUGAAUUCUUUUAUAAAAAAAAGAUUAUUUAACUUAGUUUUAAGCUUAUUUAUGAACAACUCAACUAAAUAAAGUAACGCAAGACUUAAACUUAAUUUGCAUUUGUAAACAAAAAACUUUUUCACCGGUUUUAUCGAUAAAUUCGUGUCAAAAAGACGAAGCUUUACCUGUUCAAACUUCCAAUCCGAACUUCGUCACCUUCUUCGUGUAUUUCGGAAACAGCUUGCUUGAUUAGUUGUGAAAUUUCUUUGUUUGUUUACGGCAGCAAACCGGGAAAGCAUUUUGCUCACAACUUUCGCGAGUUUGGCGUCGCUCACUCGGAGGAACUGGAGGUGAAUCAGUGAACAGUGCAGGAUAUUCACUGAUUGAGUAGCCAAUCAGAGCGCGCGAAAAACGCUAUCCACUGUUUUAGUAUAUACUAAAUAGAUUUAGCCAAGGCUAAAGGCGAAGCUGUGGAUAAUAAAUUUAUAAUUUACUUCAAACAAUAUACAUACUUGCUACCAUUGCAAGGAAAUCCACUUAGGGUUGAGCCUGCGAUCAGUCGAAAACUAAUAACUUGUCAGCGGAUAACUUAAAAAAAAAACGAUACCUCGAUGGGUCGACGCUUGAGCGCGCGAUACGGUCAUAUGAUACUGGUCAGCGGAUACCCUGUUUUAAUAGCUGUUAGUUGGCCACAAAAUGGGUGUGCAAUGUCAGGUUGCAGGCUCUUACACUAGCUAGAAGGUGUGAGAUUUCAUAUUGGUUGCCUCGUGGUGCGGACGGACGGACUUACAAUCACUUGUUUACCAAAUUUCUCGGCUGGAUCGGGGAUAAACAUUUUACCCGUAGUAGUUUCUAUACUGUACAGUCUUAGUUAUUUAUCUAAUUUUUCCAGGUCCCAAAGUGAUAGCAGUUGCGUAAGCUUCUGAAUAGGAUACCUUGAAGUAAACAGUUAAUGUUAAAAAAGGAAACGUUUCCAGAAAGACGGUGCAGAAUGCAUUAAACUGCGAAACUGAAUUUUCUGUUUGUUUUCAGCAAGUGGAUGCUGUGUUGCGAGCAUCAACAUCGAUUGUCAACAGUGCUAAACUUAAAAAGUUGUUCAAGGUAAAGAUUUUUUCCCAGGGCUACAAGUCAAACAAAUAUUCGCUAGAAUUCAUUUCAUGAAAAAGUCGCUUUAACUAAUCUUGCUGCUAAUCUGGGCCGGGCUGUUCAAAGCUGGGUUGAGAUAAACCUGGAUUAGUGCGAAAUUUAAAUUCAGAUUUAGAAGCUUAAAAAGGCAAGUUCAGUUUAAUUCUUUUUGUGUACAAUUUGAGGGCUAGAUGCUCGAAAAAGAAUAAGAAAAUUUUGAGAGAAAAUGCUUGUGAACGAAAAAAAAAAAAAGGAAAACCGGAUUAAAAUUUUGGGCCCCGAGAAUUUGCUAGACAAGCCCCCUAUAAAAAAGGGGGGCCCUCCCCCCUACCCUCACACACAAACACACAGACACACAGACGAUGAUGCUGGAAGCGUGUGAUAAAACUGUUUUCCUUGGAAGCGGAAUAGAAACCAUAGUUUUUAAAGAAAUACCAUGUCAACGGCAUUCAUAACGUUUUGGUCUCCAUCAGCGGGAAACAUCUUGCUGCAUGUUAGUGCCUGAAUUACGUUAAACGCAAAACGGCACAUUUGCAACACUUUUCAAUUUUUGUUGGUUUUUAGUUAAUACUGAUAUAUGGGAACUACAUGAACAGCGGCAGAAGAGGGGUUGCCUAUGGAUUUAAACUGGAAUCUCUUAACAAGGUGGGAUGUUGAUUUAUUCAUACAUCAGGAUGUCUGAGGUCUUUGAUGGGGGUAAAUAUUUCUGAGUGACCAUUCAAUUGAAAGCUAGCUACUAACCACUAGUUUAUUGUGGUACUGUUUAGUACGCUGCACAAGGUGGCUCUAACUUUCAAGCUGUGGAUGAAAUCCUAAAGUGUGACCAUUCUAAUGAAAGCUACUGAACAGCACAUCUUUCCUGUGUUACUGUUUUUGUUUUUACGGUUUUGACCGACUUGCCCCAAGCCUCUAUUUCAAAGCGAGGCUAAGAACGAAGCCACUGAUAUGAAAACGAUUUUUAAUUCUCAUACAAAUAAGCCUCAUUUUCACAAGUAAGGUUUUGCACUUAACCGUUUUGAAAAGGUUUCACCGUUUUCACCGUUUUUUUUCUUUGAAAGUGGCCCAUUCUGCCAUGGGUUAAGUUGUGUGUCCACCAGUUGAUGCCACUGAUAGGUCAGUUGUUUUAAUUUGCAGUUGGAAGACACUCGUACGACAGACAGAAAACAAACGUUUCUUAGCUACAUUGUUAGCGUUGUACAGAAAAGGUUUCCUGAUCUUCAGGACUUCGCCGAGGAACUUUAUCUUGACGGAGCAACUACAGGUGAAGAUCAUUCCGAAUUUGUUUUAUCUGUACAAGAGAAAGAGUGAUAACUUUCUCUAAACCAUAUACUCUCAGACCUAGCUAUCGAUCUAAAGGAAUCGCCUGCCAAUAAUUUAUUGAGAUUGGAUUCUCUUACGAAGAAACAAUUUUUCACGAAACAUACACUUUCGAGGCUCAUGUUUACUAAAGUUUUUGUGAAGAAGUCUUCACCAGUUGUUUAGGAUUUCAUUUUGCGCAAAAGUGUUUCAGUAUUCAAGAACUAUUUAAAAUUGAUUAAUUACGAUAUCAUUCUCAUAACAAAAUAGUUUGAAACGAACGAUUAGGGGGAAAAAACAGACUUCAAACCGUAGCGUUUUGGCGACUCUCUUUCUUCGUUUGGAAGGCCUCAAAUUGUUUUCAGAUCUGAUGCAUGGCAUCGAUUGUACACUACAAAGCAAACGGUAGAUAUGGCCUUGUCACCUUUACAACGCUUUCAACGUGAGGGAACUGUAAUUACUUUCCCAUAGAUUUGCAUUAUAUUUUAAUUUUUGUCGGAUAGAGCGCAAACCGCUAACCAUAAUCACCAGUUUGUCAUUUGCCGACAACCCGAUGUUUUGUUAGUUUGUUAGUUCUUUUCGACUAAUUAACUGUUUUUCUUCACCAGUGUCCAUGCAAACACUGGCGGCUGACGUGCAGGGAUUGCGAAAGGGCCUGGACCUGACUAAGACUGAGAGAGACAAACAGCCAGACAACUAUAUUAUCUUUGUAUCCUUAUGUAAUGUCACUGAACUUAGUACACCACUUGUACGUAGUAUUGUGUGUCAAGUUUUUGUAUUCUCCAGUUUGCAUAACUUUCAUUCUGCCUUUCGCAUUUUGCAUUUUAUACUUUUCAUUCUGUUUUACAAUUUAGCAUUUGCCGUUUUUAUUUCUAUUUUGUAUGCGGUGUUAUUGAAAAAAGUCUUUUAAUCAGUGCAAGAUGUGUCUUCAACUAAGAGGUUCACUUUUUGGCGUGAAAAGAAACAAAAUUCAAAUCUGCUGGUAAAAAUAACAUAGAAACGUAAAACAAAUAGCACUGUGCCAGACUUAGCUGACUAUUGGGAACGCGUACUUACCCCAAAUUCCUUUUCAAGAUUUGUUUUGCUUCCUUGACACAAUGUUUCAUUCAGUCGUUCUACAACGCAGCAUUCAAGAAAGUCCAGCGUCUCACAGAGCGCUACCGUAAGAUGGAAGAAGUGUACGCGCAGGUCUGUACGUUAUUCGCUGAAAACCCUCGAGUUGCAGAACCGUCGGAUUUCUUUAAAGCCUUCAUCGACUUCAUAGCUCUUUACAAGGUAUGUCAAAAAUAUUAGAUACUUUUGUCAAUGUUAUUAGUGAGGAAAACGUGUCUCGUAGAAACUCGCAAAGCUUGUAGGAAAGGGUCAACUUUGCAAAUAAAGGGUAAAAUGCCAAGAAAGGGAAAAGAAUGACAAAAAUCUUUGUCGAGACACACGCUGUGCUUAGGUUCCGCCCUUGAAUCGCGAAAAGUAAAUAACGAGAGGAAAUAAAGAAAACCGCUUCAAAAUUAUAGUCCAUUUAACUCUCUUAGUUAGCAUGGUACGCCUCUAAACGAUUACGGAAAAAGACUGAGUUACGAGCACCGACAGACUAUUCACUUUAAGUUUUUUUUUUAACCUUUGACAUGCACCAAUUAGCGAACUCCAUUGACGCUGUAUUAAGUAAACUGUUAAUACUUCCCACCUGUUAGAAUGAUAUGCCGAAAACGAGCGAAGAUAUAGCUCUGCAAAACUGCGGAAUUUUAUAUACGUUCAUAUGGUAGGGGUGGUCCCUCGCGCCGUUUUUUUUCUUCUUCGGGGAGAGGAGACGGCGACACGUUAGUUGGGGGUGGGGGUGGGGAUGGGGGUGGGGGAAACUUACUCUACCCCACCCCACCGUACAGAAAUCUGUAAAAUUUUACCUUUAUGCGGAGCCAUAUCUACGUCAGCUUUCAACAUGUUACUCUCAAACUUUGCAACGUGAAACGGUUAAAUUCGGACUAUUGACAGGCCAGCCAUUCUUUUAUUUAAUUUUAUCCGGUAUUGUUCUUUCAUAGAAAGCUGAGAGGGAAUUGAAUGGAUAUAAACGUCAAAAUAGCAACGAAAACUCGCAAGCUCAUAAAAAAGUCGCCACCGCAGCCGCAAAUGAAGGUCAACGGAGAUCUGUGUACAACAAAAAUAAUCGGUUUUUGGUAACAUAAAGCAAUGUGUCGGUUUUAUCUAUAAAAUGUAUGAAUGGGGUGAUUUUCUAUUGAGUAUCGAAGAUACUCGGUUUUAAUUUAAUUCGGCAUUGCCUCUCUUUUUUGACUGGCUGAAUACCUGAAGCCCCGUAAUGGGGUGAAGGAAAGCUCGGGCAUCACGCAUCCCGUUAUUUGUUUUGCUUAAAUGUCCCUUAUCCCCAUAAUUCCGACGCUGUGUAUCCCUGCAUUUUCCGCAGCUGUUAUUACAGCUGCUAGCGAUUUUGACAGGGGAAAUGCUAAUUCUGUCUUAUUUAACCCUCAAAAUCAUCCUUUGCCUUUUUUUAAAAAAAGGUUGCACCGCAGGCUCAACCGUCAUGCAAGCUUUUGAUACUGAUACUAUCAUUUUGUGUACCAUUAUCGGGGAAGGGGGGAGUGGGGCAAUAUU
Molecule: messenger RNA, 27019 nt
Organism: Porites evermanni
Lineage: Eukaryota; Metazoa; Cnidaria; Anthozoa; Scleractinia; Poritidae
Source: the annotation of a GenBank genome assembly